Molecule: messenger RNA, 1851 nt
Organism: Nycticebus coucang (slow loris)
Lineage: Eukaryota; Metazoa; Chordata; Mammalia; Primates; Lorisidae
Gene: OSGEP
Product: O-sialoglycoprotein endopeptidase
Exons: 11
Coding region: 92-1099 (335 amino acids)
Biological process (GO): tRNA threonylcarbamoyladenosine modification
Cellular component (GO): EKC/KEOPS complex; cytoplasm
Source: RefSeq, a predicted model, not a curated record
GGGAAUCCGGAGCCCAGCGCGGACUAGCGAAGACUUCCGUAGCUCCGUAAGUUACUGGGAGUCCUGUGGGUAUUUUUUCCUGGGCUCCGUCAUGCCGGCGGUGCUAGGUUUUGAAGGCAGCGCCAACAAGAUUGGUGUGGGAGUGGUGCGAGAUGGCAAGGUGCUAGCGAACCCGCGGCGAACUUACGUCACACCUCCGGGCACAGGAUUCCUUCCAGGUGAUACUGCCAGGCACCACCGAGCUGUUGUCCUAGACCUGCUACAGGAAGCACUAACAGAGGCUGGAUUAACUUCCCAGGAUGUUGAUUGCAUUGCCUAUACCAAAGGACCUGGCAUGGGUGCCCCACUGGCUUCUGUGGCUGUUGUGGCCCGUACUGUGGCCCAACUGUGGAAUAAACCAUUGCUAGGUGUAAACCACUGCAUAGGCCACAUUGAGAUGGGUCGUCUCAUCACCGGAGCCAUCAGCCCCACUGUGUUGUAUGUCAGUGGAGGGAAUACUCAGGUGAUUGCAUACUCAGAACAUCGUUACCGCAUCUUUGGGGAAACCAUUGAUAUUGCUGUGGGUAAUUGUCUGGAUCGUUUUGCCCGAGUGCUGAAGAUUUCCAAUGACCCAAGUCCAGGCUACAACAUUGAACAGAUGGCAAAGCGAGGCAAGAAGCUAGUUGAGUUGCCAUACACUGUAAAAGGGAUGGACGUCUCAUUCUCAGGCAUCCUGUCUUUCAUCGAGGAUAUAGCCCAGCGGAUGCUCGCCACAGGGGAGUGUACUCCUGAGGAUCUGUGUUUCUCCCUGCAGGAAACUGUGUUUGCAAUGCUGGUAGAGAUCACAGAGCGAGCCAUGGCGCACUGUGGCUCCCAGGAGGCCCUCAUUGUGGGAGGUGUGGGGUGUAAUAUAAGGCUACAGGAGAUGAUGGAGACAAUGUGCCAGGAACGGGGAGCCCGGCUUUUUGCCACGGAUGAAAGAUUCUGCAUUGACAAUGGAGCCAUGAUAGCCCAGGCCGGCUGGGAGAUGUUUCAGGCUGGACACAGGACCCCCCUCAGUGAUUCUGGUAUCACACAGAGGUAUCGGACAGAUGAAGUAGAAGUGACCUGGAGGGACUAACAAGAUUAACAAUAUUUAGUUCCCUAAGUGGAUGGAGCCCAAGAACCCUGGGCUAAAUCUGUGUCCUGAUGUGGAAGUCCUAGCAAAGAUAUAGACUCCAAGAAAGGCUUGAGGUCCCUUUUGGAAACCCAAGAUGACUCAGCAAUAAAAUAUUUUUGGUUUUGUAUUUUGGUAAUUGGAUCGUGUUGGACCAGGAUAGAGUGGGCGUUGAGUAAGUUCUUGAUGUGAAUGGGUAAGGAGACAGAGGACAGGGCAGCACCCUGGCUGACCAUUUAGGUAACUUUGGAGACUGCUGCUCAGGAGCCAAGAAUGAGAGGAAAUGUAACUUCUCCUUAACAAUUGUAUUACACAAGUAAUAUUUUAGUAUCAGGCCGUAUCCUAACUGCUUUGUAUUCAUCAUCUCAUUUAAAUUAUUUGAAGUAGGUACUCAGGACUUCUUUCAAAAUACCCUGGAGAUAGAUCUGAUUAUAAUUCAAGAAUAAAACUGCUGGGCAACGCCUGUGGCUCAGUGAGUAGGGCACCAGCCCCAAAUACCGAGGGUGGUGGGUUUGAACCCAGCCCAGCCAAGCUGCAACAAAAAAAUAGCCGGGUGUUGUGGCGGGCGCCUGUAGUCCCAGCUACUCGGGAGACUGAGGCAGGAGAAUCGCCUAAGCCCAGGAGUUGGAGGUUGCUGUGAGCUGUGACAUCACAGCACUCUACUGAGGGCAACAAAAUGAAACUCUGUCUCUAAAAAAAAAAAAAAAAAAGAAUAA